AUGGAUCAUACCUUUGUGAAAACGUUAGAAAACCAUAGCAGAUCCAAUGAUGAUCAUGAUCAUGAUCAUAGUCAUGGUUUAUGGAUUCAACUCCCUGACGAUAUCUUAUUCGAUAUACUUGUAAGACUUCCGGUUAAAUCUCUCAUGCGAUUCCAGUAUGUUUGUAAAUCAUGGUAUUUUUUCUUGACCUGCAACGAUCCUGCUUUUAUUGACCUCCAAUUAUCACGUUCUCAGUCUCGACUCAGUGGCACCAAACUACUUAUCUCUACUAGCAGCUUCGGUGAGCGCCAGUGCCGAUGUUUCCAGAGUUUAUUAUUAGUAGACCUUGAGAAGGGAGAUAGGAACGGUAGGGCCACUCAACCUUUAACCAUGCCCUGUAAUCCACACCACUCUUUCAGCCUCUCUGAAAGCAUUAAGGGCUUGGUCUGUUGGCACCAGAGGGGUUACACUAAGAAGAUCAUGAGCAUAUAUAUUUGUAAUCCUAGUACUCGUGAACUCAUGAAACUUCCCGUAGCUCCUCAGAAUCAAGUCACGAAGACCAAUAUGCAUGUCUAUUAUUAUUUUGGCUUUGAUCCAUCUUCAAAGGAAUUCAAAGUGCUGACCAUCCAAUUUGCUUCUUUUCCUUGGCACUGUGGAGUGGCCUUUUGGAUUUUCACUCUAGGUGGUAAAUCAUGGCGACAGAUACAUCCUCCUGACUCGCCUUUCGGUUUGGAUAAUGACGAACCUCCUUGGUUUAUAGAGUUGGAAAACUGUGUCUGUCUCCAUGGUGCAUUGCACUGGAUCAGGAUGCUUAAGCAAAAGAAAGCUAUAGUGGUUUUUGAUCUGAGAGAUGAGAAUUUUCAUGCAAUUUCAAUCCCUAACAUCAAUUCCCCGUUUAUGCUACUUCAAGUUGAUGGACAUUUGGUUGUGUUAAAUCUCCUUCAGGGUGUCUUGCACACACGGGAGGUGGAGAUGUGGACACUGGAGGACUAUACAAAUGAGCUUGAAAUCCAAAUUGAAUUGCAAGGAGUACCUCUUGUUAAGAGGGCUAUUGAGGACCUUGAAAAGCCUACAAAGCCGAUUUUUGGUGGAAAGUUGAAUGAAAUUUGUUCUGGCCAAGUAAUAUCAGAAGAAGCAAGUCCUGAUUGA
Ilex paraguariensis (yerba mate) is the source of this 1128-nucleotide messenger RNA. Lineage: Eukaryota; Viridiplantae; Streptophyta; Magnoliopsida; Aquifoliales; Aquifoliaceae. The record is from the annotation of a GenBank genome assembly.